Chlamydomonas reinhardtii is the source of this 2302-nucleotide messenger RNA. RefSeq lists its product as uncharacterized. The transcript is spliced from 4 exons. Bases 215 to 1558 code for a protein of 447 amino acids. Lineage: Eukaryota; Viridiplantae; Chlorophyta; Chlorophyceae; Chlamydomonadales; Chlamydomonadaceae. The record is from RefSeq and is a predicted model, not a curated record.
CCUAAUCCAUAGCAACUACGCACUACGCAACCACCUCUUGCUGUGACUUGUAAGUUAGCAACCCCAACUAAACUCGCGGCGCUGGCAUCCUUUGGCCAACACGCGGCUUGAGCUGUUGUGUCGUUAGUCUAGCCUGCAAGUGUCAUUCACAACUUAGAAGUGUUCGCGCCCCAAAUCGUCAUCAUUCGAUUGUGCUCGUUAUAAGGGUGGGACCAUGGCGCUCACCGUGGAACCGCUAAGCCCAAACCUGCUGCACACCGACCUGCUAACUAUCAAGCACACGUCGGACCCAGCGCUAUUGUUUCCAUCUCAUGCCUAUGGACGCGGCGGAGUGGGCCACUUCCUAUGCACAGGCCACUCCCGCGCGGGCAUCCACCGCCUGCCACAGGCCGCCUCCAAGGCCGCCAGCCUCAGCCUGACCGCCCGCGGCCGCGCCUCCUCCAGCCGCGCCUCCGACUACGCCGAUGGCAUGGAUCCAGCCGCCACCGGCAACGGAUCCAGCAUCAGCGGCUUCUCCCUCAUCAGCUCGGACCCCGCGGCCAUCGGUGCCACGCGCGCCUGGGAGGCGGGCACCGUGGCGCACGCCUCCAACUUUGUGUCGGCCUGCCGAAGCGUGCGCCCCACGGACGUGCCGCGCGGAAGCAAGUGGGCGGCGGUCAGCUUCUUUGAGAACGACCCCAAGGAGGUGUCGCGGCACAUGCAGGUGCUGGACUUCAUCCAGGCCAAGCAUGACAUGGCCAAAGCCGCGGAGCGGCAGACGGAGCAGGCGCGCCACAACAUUUGGGCGGAGCAGCAGCGCGAGACCUUCCGCCGCCAGCGCCUGGAGCAGGCGUCCAGGUACACGCGCAGCGGCAUCCGCCCGCGCUCAGCCUACGCCGAGCUGGGCGCCGUGGCCGCGGCCGAGCAGGCGCACAACGGCUACGGGUCCGGCUCCGUGCUGGGCGACUCGCAGGAUGGCAGCCGCUUCGGCGGCGGCGGCGGCGGCGGCCGCCUGGGCGGCAUUGCGCCGCCAUCAGGCGACCCGGCUUCGCGCUACUACGGCGCGCUUGGGCGGGACGGCACCUUUGGCUCCAGGAUCUCGGGAACGGGCUCGGCGCAAGGCGGCGGCGGCAGUGGCUCCAUGUCGUACUACCCCGGCGGCAAGCCCCGGCCAUCCACGGCGCUGCCUGCAGGCUCAGUGUACACCGGCCGUGGCGGGCCGCUGACGGCGGCGCAGGCGGCGACGGCGAACCCUUUCAAUGCGACGCUGAGCGCGACGGCGGCGACAGCCGCAGCCGGCGGCGGAGGCCCCAUCCCGCUCCCAAAGAAGACGUACAUCCACGUGUACGACCGCAUGGCGGCGGAGGCGGCGGAGACGCCAGCGGCGCGCGCGGCAGCGCAGGCGGCGGCGCAGGCGGCGGCGGAGGACGAGCGGCGGCAGGCGGUGCUGGAUGGGGAACUGGCGGAGCUCGACAGCUUCGAGGCGCGCAUGCGGUCGCUGCAGAGGGCGCGCAGCCGGGCGGCGCACAGCGAGCGGCGGCGAGGGAGCAACGCGUUCGCUGAGGAUUCGGAUGCGUAAGCCGGUGGCUGAGCACAGGCAGAGCGUAUGUGUGCAUGUGUGGAUUCUUUUUUGGGGUUGCGUUGAGCAUGCGUGGGUCAGGGGAUGCAUGCGGCGCGGCGGAUGAGGAAUGCGAAAGGACCGAGGCGCCGGGGUGAAGUAGUAUGAGGGCAUGAGGAAGCUGGGAUGGAGCGGGUGCCCGGCGUGUUGUCUGUGGAUUUUCAUACAUAGGAGUUUGUUGGUGGUGAUGGGUUGCAGGCAGGGAGGGGCUCUUGGUGCAUACAAAUGUGCGUGAGGCGGCUGCAACAUGGCGAGCAGCGGGUCAUGCGUGUGGUUCCAUAACUUUGGCAGAGAUGCCGCCUGAAACAGAUCCGGUGAGCGCGGUCCCGGGUGGUGGCGCUAUCUGUUAUUUGUGAUAAUGCGAGUACCCCGAUGCUCAGGGCAUUUUGUCCCGUGUGCCCCGUGUGUGGUGGGUGGCGGGAUGAGUAGCAGGCAGAGCUGGGCAGGUAGGAGGUACGGUGUUCAUGCGCCCGUACGCUGACGUGGGUAGCUUUUAGGCGUAGCACUGCAGGCGACUGCAAAAGAGCGGCAUCGGGCAUCCAGGGGCACAGGGGCAUCAUUCAUCGGCAGGAAAGCGGCAUCAGCCCCCGUGUUUGGGGGGUAAGGGUUGCUGCACUUAAGCGCACACACUACAUGCGCUGGAACGUAAAGGCACUGGUAAGGUUUCCGGGCAUUGUUUGUAACACUGUUAAUGUCAUCUUCGUA